UCGUCGAAAGCAAUCUAAGCAAAAAUCUCUCAUUCAAAUUUUUCGGAGUCACGCCCAGCAAAAAUCCCACUCAAACCCAUCAUCCAAUGGCUCUCAGUCUCUUUGGCAACGGCCGACAAAGCAACUUCUUCGACCCCUUCUCCCUGGACAUCUGGGAUCCAUUGGAGGGCUUCGGCACUCUGGCCAACAUCCCCACCUCUGCUCGUGAAACCACCGCCAUUGCCAACACCCGCAUCGACUGGAAGGAGACCCCGGAGGCCCACAUCUUCAAGGCGGACCUCCCGGGGAUAAAAAAGGAGGAGGUGAAAGUGGAGGUGGAGGACGGGAGGGUCCUGCAGAUCAGCGGCGAGAGGAGCCGGGAGCAGGAGGAGAAGAACGACAAGUGGCACAGGGUGGAGAGGAGCAGUGGCAAGUUUAUGAGGAGGUUCAGGCUGCCGGAGAACGCGAAGAUUGAUCAGGUGAAGGCAUCGAUGGAGAAUGGAGUCCUGACUGUGACUGUGCCGAAAGAGGAGGAGAAGAAGCCUGCUGUCAAGGCCAUUGACAUCUCCGGCUAAGCUCUUGUUGUGUUAAUUUCUGCUUCUGUGUAUUUCCGAGUAUCUGUAUGUGAGAUGAGUGAUAUGCUGGGUCAAUUUUCACGUAUGGCUUCUUGUUCUAAAUAUUAUAAUAAAUCUUUAUAAAAGUUGAGUGCAUUUUAUUUUUUAA
Pyrus x bretschneideri (Chinese white pear) is the source of this 702-nucleotide messenger RNA. RefSeq names its product 16.9 kDa class I heat shock protein 2-like. The coding region runs from base 87 to 554 and encodes 155 amino acids. Gene Ontology annotation, biological process: response to salt stress; protein folding; response to heat. Lineage: Eukaryota; Viridiplantae; Streptophyta; Magnoliopsida; Rosales; Rosaceae. The transcript has a single exon. The record is from RefSeq and is a predicted model, not a curated record.